AUGAUCGCUUUCAAGUCUUCAGCAUGCGUGCUCAUCGCCCUCGCAAGCGCCGCAUUCGCCCAGGAUCCGCCCAAAAUCGAUACGCCAGCCUCUCUUGUGUUCGGUCAGCCAGCCUUGCUCGCUUAUGCCGGUGGCGUUCCGCCUUGGUUCUUGUCUGUCUUGCCCGGCGGACAGCCUACGGCAGCACCUCUUAGGACGUUCCCAAGACAGAACAAUACGGCCGACGGCCUCACAUGGAAUGUGGACCUCCAGCCUGGCACCAACGUCUCGCUACAAGUACGCGACGGCAAGGGCCGUCUUGGUUACUCAUCGCCCGUCAUCAUCCUAGCACAGUAG
Messenger RNA from Mixia osmundae IAM 14324, 336 nucleotides. RefSeq lists its product as uncharacterized. Bases 1 to 336 code for a protein of 111 amino acids. The transcript has 3 exons. The record is from RefSeq and is a predicted model, not a curated record. Lineage: Eukaryota; Fungi; Basidiomycota; Mixiomycetes; Mixiales; Mixiaceae.